AUGAAGAUGGAAUCAGUCAAACUAAUAGUGCUUCUGAGCGGAUAUGUAUUCACGCAUUCACACACGGACGAGCAAGUAGUAGUACAACACGACCAACCGUUGGCACAGGUGGACCGUCCGAAGUCGAGGGGCCAAUUACCGACCCGGGUAGCGAGCACGACCCGCACGGCCGAUGGUCGGCUAGUGGUACUGGGGGAGGAGCCUGCUCCUCCUGCGCGUCAGCCGGUCCCCUCAGGCUCCUUCACGACCGUCCGCGACCUCAACAAAGCGCUCGGCCAUGUCUCCCGACUGGCCAAUAGGUGUCCGCCCCCCACCUCCGCUUGCCCUAUCUUCUCCAGCUCUCUGGCCAAGAAGCUACUCGCUAGGACGACACAUUCCCUUCACAACCUCUCAAUCGGCUUGCCUUGGGAAUGCGUCAACCUUCAAGAAGAAUUGACUGCUUGUGGCACUUGCACUAAUAACUGUAUGAAAAUCAAGCAUGCCAAGGAAGUUGGAUGUGAGCAGGGACGCUGCAAGAUAUGUGAGUCGUGUCUCAAGCAGACCAUCAUUUACGUGUCGGGCGGGAUACAGCUUAGUCAAACGAAGCUCGAAAGGCGGACAUACUACAUAUUAAUCCUAUCGAACGAUGCGUCGUGCUCAAACAAGGGCGGGCGUGAUAUGGAGGCCCGGCUCGAUAUGUAGCCUCUUUAUCAUCCGAUCUCGCCACCUUUCUUUCUCUCUGGCUCUCUCCCUCUUUCUCUUCUU
Molecule: messenger RNA, 744 nt
Organism: Puccinia graminis f. sp. tritici CRL 75-36-700-3
Lineage: Eukaryota; Fungi; Basidiomycota; Pucciniomycetes; Pucciniales; Pucciniaceae
Exons: 3
Coding region: 1-681 (226 amino acids)
Source: RefSeq, a predicted model, not a curated record